GGGUGCGGAAAAAUAAUACUAGAAACAAAGACAAAGUGCGGCGUCGCCUUUUUUUCUCGGAAGUCUUGUCAGGCUGUAGUUAGCAUCGUUAGCCUGUGGCGUUGACAGUUAAAAUGCUACACUGAAUUCAACCCAAAGGCAGCUAAUAAUCUUCGGAUUAUUUAAUAAAGUAUAACAGGUCUUUCUGUCAAAGAAAGAUCGUUAUUGAAGAAGCAGGAUGGACCCUGCACUGCUGCGAGAACGUGAACUCUUCAAGAAGAGAGCUCUGUCCACACCGGCAGUAGAGAAGAGACCAGCAUCCUCUGAAGCUUCUGGCUCCAAGAAAAAGAAGAGCAAACCAGACAAAGAAUCUUCUUCAGGAUCUAAGAACAACGCAGACUCCAGUAAUGGAUCCUUUAAUCUCAAAGCUCUUUCUGGGAGCUCGGGCUACAAAUUCGGGGUCCUGGCACGGAUCGUCAACUACAUGAAGACGAGGCAUCAGAGAGGAGACACUCAUCCCCUAAGCUUGGAGGAGAUUUUAGAUGAGACCAAGCUCUUGGACAUUGGGUUGAAGCAGAAGCAAUGGCUCAUGACUGAGGCCUUGGCUAGCAACCCCAAGAUAGACGUGCGUGACGGAAAAUAUGCCUUUAAACCUAAAUACCAUCUAAAGGACAAGAAAGCGCUGCUCAGAUUGCUGGACAAGCACGAUCAGCAGGGGUUAGGAGGAGUGCUGCUGGAUGAUGUGGAGGAGGGUCUGCCCAAUUCUGCCAAGGCCAUCAAAGCUCUUGGAGAUCAGAUCAUUUUCGUGUCCAGACCUGACAAGAAAAAGAUUCUCUUCUACAACGACAAACACUGUCACUUCGAAGUAGAUGAAGAGUUCCAGAAGUUGUGGCGCAGCGUUCCGGUGGAUUCCAUAGAUGAUGACAAGAUUGAAGAGUACCUGAAGAGACAGGGCAUCUCGUCCAUGCAGGACACAGGGCCAAAGAAAUCUACACCAGUCCAAAAGAGGAAGAAACCGGCAAACCAGAAGAGGAGACGGUUCAAGACUCACAACGAUCAUCUGAACGGUGUUUUGGAAGACUACUCUGACGGAGUCCCCGCUAAGAAGUGACACGUGCUCAGUCGCGUGCGUCCCACACUGGCUGGGAUAAAGACUCGGCAAGCGAAGCUCGACAUCUGUGUGUAUCCACACUCUCAUUUGCCAAAACCACAUGGAGACUAACGGAGGAAAUUCGAAUGUGAAUAAUGCGACUGUAUAUAUUUUCUUUUUUGUGCAAGCGCUUUAACAAGUAUGUUGAAGGCUUUUUUUUUUUUUUUUUUUUUUUUUUAAUUAAAUAAAACUUUAAAAUCCAGUUUGGACUGUUUAAAUCACUUGCUUAUUAUGGGAACGAACUAUGGGUUGUUGAAUGUUGGUAAGUUUUGUGUCAGUUCUUCAUUUCUAUUUAAAUAGACAGUAAUCCAAUCCUGACUCUGGAACUGUGAGGCAGAACUGAAGAAAUGUAUGUAGAUGGUCAGAUAAUUCGAUGGCUUUCUACAGAAGUUCUCCUUUCCUGUCUCAAACUCCAGGGAAUGAAUAUCAUGCUUUAUAUCAUAAACUAUUUUGAAUGUUGUCUUAUUUAUCAUCUCCUACAGCCUCAGAAGGACAUUGUAUGGCUGUACACUCUCUCUCUCUCUCUCUCUCUCUCUCUCUCAGGCAUAUUCAUUAGUCAGAUCUUUUGAUGUCCUCUCACGCUUUUGAAUGUACGCUUUCAUAAACAAAUUAAUUCACUCAGACUCCGUUCAACACACACACUCGUGCUUGUCCUUGGUCUUGAACAUCCAACGGCAAAAAAAAAAUAAAAAUAGCUUAGACAUUAAAAAGCUGAAUUACAGACACCUGA
This is a messenger RNA of Tachysurus fulvidraco (yellow catfish), 1859 nucleotides long. RefSeq names its product general transcription factor IIE, polypeptide 2, beta (gene gtf2e2). The record is from RefSeq and is a predicted model, not a curated record. The transcript is spliced from 8 exons. Gene Ontology annotation, cellular component: transcription factor TFIIE complex. Gene Ontology annotation, biological process: transcription initiation at RNA polymerase II promoter. NCBI's taxonomy places the organism in Eukaryota, Metazoa, Chordata, Actinopteri, Siluriformes, Bagridae. The coding region runs from base 218 to 1090 and encodes 290 amino acids.